Messenger RNA from Ceratotherium simum simum (southern white rhinoceros), 1268 nucleotides. Lineage: Eukaryota; Metazoa; Chordata; Mammalia; Perissodactyla; Rhinocerotidae. The record is from RefSeq and is a predicted model, not a curated record.
UCUGGGCAGGAGCCUGAUUGGCCGGGGCGGCGUCGCCAGGGCAACGCGAGGAGGGGCGGGCCGCUGCGUCCCUCGGGAGGCGGGCGGUGGGGCACGGUGCCAUUUACCGGAAGUGGCCUCCGGGCGCCGGCGCUGCGGUCGAGGUCCCUCUUGGUGGCUCUAAGAAGAUUUCCAGCACAACAAUGCCAUCCCCACUGGGCCGCCCAUGCCUGCCCUCCGUGGAUCCCGCAGCCACCCUGGAGGAACUUGAGGCAGCACGCCUGCGCUUCCGGGGGUUCUGCUACCAGGAGGUGGCGGGUCCCCGAGAGGCCCUGGCCCGGCUCCGGGAGCUGUGCCGCCAGUGGUUGCAGCCAGAGGUGCGCUCCAAGGAGCAGAUGCUGGAGCUGCUGGUGCUGGAGCAGUUCCUGGGCGCCCUGCCCCCUGAGAUCCAGGCCUGGGUGCGGGGACAGCGGCCAGGCAGCCCUGAGGAGGCUGCAGCCCUGGUAGAGGACCUGCAGCAUGACCCUGGGCAGAUGCUGGACUGGAUCACAGCCCAUGUCCUGAAGCAAACGGUGCUCCCGGCAGCACAGAAGACAGAGGAGUCUUUGGGGAGCCCCCACCCUUCAGGGACAGUGGAGCCCCUCAGGGCAGCCUCUGGUGAGGAACCACAGGACACCCAGAUGGAGGGGCAUGCCCAGCUCAGCUACAGUGUGAAGGAGGAGCCUGAUGCUGAUAGGCAGGAGAUGGCACCCUCCAGUCCCCCAAAUCCAGCCCCGUCCCACGAGGGGCGCCUUGAACACUGGGAACUGGCCUCUACGUCCUUCCACCCACCCAGGACUCAGGAGGAGUGGGGGCUGCUGGACCCGUCACAGAAGGAGCUGUACUGGGAUGCGAUGUUGGAGAAGUACGGCACGGUGGUCUCCCUGGGGUUGCCGCCCCCGCGGCGGGAGGCGCCGGCCGAGUCUGAGCCCGGGGCGCUGAGCGCGGGGACCGAGGGCCAGAGACGUCUCCACCCGGGAGACGCGAGCGAGAGCCCCCGCGAGGGUCCGGCGGGCCGCCCAGAGGCCCCGGAGUGCGGGCGCAGCUUCAGCUGGAAGUCUCAGCUGGUCAUCCACCGCAAGAGCCACGCCGGCCAGUGGCGCCACUUCUGCGGCGACUGCGGCCGCGGCUUCGACUGGAAGUCCCAGCUGGUCAUCCACAGGAAGAGCCACCGGCCCGAGGCCCCGUGAGCCCCGCCUUGGGGGCCUGCUGCUCGGCCUGGGUCUGGGAGAUUGCAGUGAUUCAGAGUU